AUGCUGGACAAUCUGGUGACGUCUGGGCCAGAGAUGGGCUCGGGGGAAGUGGGCCGGAUCCAAGGUCUUAUUGGACAGGCGAGUAUGCACGAGAUGGCUCUGGUUAUGCUGGUCAACGUGGUUUUCACGCACGGGGUGUAUAAGGGGAGCACCUUAAGUAUCGUGGGGAGGAACCCACUGAAUGAUGAGGUGAGGGAAGUACCCGUGGUCGGGGGCACGGGGUUUUUUCGAAUGGCGCGAGGGUACGCGCUUACGACUACGUAUUCUGUGAACGAGGCUCACACGCACGGGGUUAUCGUGUAUGAUGUGGAGGUUUGGCAUUUGGAUGGCCAAUUUGCAUUAGUGUCACCUCAAUGA
Striga hermonthica is the source of this 357-nucleotide messenger RNA. NCBI's taxonomy places the organism in Eukaryota, Viridiplantae, Streptophyta, Magnoliopsida, Lamiales, Orobanchaceae. The record is from the annotation of a GenBank genome assembly.